Molecule: messenger RNA, 2577 nt
Organism: Colletotrichum karsti
Lineage: Eukaryota; Fungi; Ascomycota; Sordariomycetes; Glomerellales; Glomerellaceae
Product: eukaryotic aspartyl protease
Exons: 4
Coding region: 1-2577 (858 amino acids)
Biological process (GO): proteolysis
Molecular function (GO): aspartic-type endopeptidase activity
Source: RefSeq, a predicted model, not a curated record
AUGCUAUCAACUGUUCUCGUCGCAACGGUGCUGGCUGGCAUCGUUCGCGCACAGAAUCCCACCGCCGUGGCUCUCACUCCCUCAUCUGACUGGUAUGGCAUCGACGGGAACUGGUCGACCGUCAAGUUCCAGCUUGGCACGCCUAAGCAGUCGGUCAACGUUCUCGUGAGCACAUCACUAUCAGAGUUCUGGGUUGUUGGUUCUGGUGGCUGCAUCGCAAAGGAGCCUCUCUGCAAUGCCGCUCGGGGCAACGUUUUCACGGUUGCCGACUCCAAGUCUUGGGACCCGUUGGGUGGAUGGCAACUCGGCCUCGACUACCUUGGCUACGGCGGCAAUGGUGAUUAUGGCUUGGAUUCGCUUUCGACGACUACCAUGGCGGGAGAUGCUAUUAGCAUGGACAACAUCAUCACGGCUUCGAUCAAUAGUACGGAUUACUAUCUCGGCUUCCUUGGUCUCGGCAUCACAAAGGGUAGCUUUGGCAAUGAAAUUGCUGAGUCGCCCCUCACACAAGCCGUCAAGACUUACGGCUGGAUUCCUAGUUACAGCUAUGGCUAUACUGCCGGAGCUUAUUACAAGGGCACUUCUGGCACGCCGUGCUCAAUUACACUUGGAGGUUACGAUGCCAGCCGAUUCGUGCCUCACAACACGGAAUUCUCCUUGGAUCCCAGUGACGGACUGCCCCAUGCUCUGGUUCGAGGUAUUCAGGUCACCGCGGAUGAUGACAAGCCAGUUCCAAGUGGCUGGGAUUCCCGAACUCGACUUUUGUCCAACAUGUCAACUUCAUUUUCAGCCAUGAUCGACAGCUCCACUCCCUACCUUUGGCUACCAGAUGCCAUCUGCGACGAAUUCGCCAAAGCUUUCAACCUCACCUACAACAGCACUUUCGAUCUUUACACAGUCACUAAUGACCAGUACGCUGCCUUCAAAGCCGGAUCGUCGUCUUAUUCCUUCACGUUCUCCUUCACAAGUCAUGACAACACCGACGAUUUCGGACGCCCACUUCAAGUCCCUGGUGUAGUCAACAUCACGAUUUCAGCGGCAGCAUUCGCUCAAGUUUUACGCUAUCCGUUCAUGGAGGGGACGAUCGGAUAUGGCGACCCUGCUGUGCCAUACUUUCCUCUUCGUCGCGCUUCAAACUUCACAAACACCUUCAUCAUUGGAAGAUCGUUCCUCCAAGAAGCAUACUUGAUCACCAAGUAUGAUAGCGGUGUUUUCUCCCUCCACCAGGCACUCUUCCCGGAGAACCCGCAAGCGCACCUGAAUGUGUCAGAAAUCAAGCAACCUGACAACAGCCCGUAUCCUCCGCCGCCUUCUCAAGGAAACAUUCACGGCCUCUCAACGGCCCAGAUGGGAGGUAUCGUGGCUGGUGUGGUCGCAGCUUGUCUCAUCUUAGUUAUUGUGUGGUACUGCCUCCGCCGACGGAAGAGAGCAGCACGCAAAGCGGCAGCCCGGGCGAUUGAGGACGGUAAGGACACAGCUUCAACCAUCAUGCCAGAGCCACCCAAGAGCCCAAUGGCCAAGAUCUUCUCCAGAAUACUCGGCAGAAAGAAGGUUAGGACCCGCUCUCCCCUCGAGGUCAUGGGCAGCACAUCCCAGCCCAUCGAAGUAGCAGCCGACACCAACCACGCAGUGUACGAGCUGCCGGCACCGAACGCUCCCAUCGAAUUGAACGGGGACGACAAGUCAGUUCAUGAGCACUUCGUGUUCAACACAGAAGAGAGGCGAGACCUAGACUCGUACGAAACAGCAAGAAGAAAGGUGGAAAUUCAGCUUCAAGGCCCUGUGCCAGCAUACUCUCCGCCUGAGAAUCCCGCAGACUUUCCGCCUCCUGAAAAAUCAGUGCAAGACUUGGAGCCCGUCGCACCAUACAGGCUAGCUGAGGUCAACUCGUCAGCAUCUGCAUCGACUCCUUCAUCUCCCACGUCGCCAACCUCUGCCACUGCUUGCGACAACUUGUCAUCCAAUCAGGGAUCCCUGCCGUCGCCGAUGAGUAGUCCGCAGGGCAACUGGACGAAUCGGAUGUCGGACCUUCCCUCGCCUAUGACUGAUGAGCAUACAUACCCGUCGCCUUCCUUCACGCUUAGCAAUUACGCGCACACAAUGCCUCGGCCUGUCUCUAUGGACAGUGAGAUAUUUUCCAUGAACCGAUCGAACUCAUCCAGCGCGCCACCGUCCGCAUCACUGCCGCUACUGCCUGUUUCUCCUGGAUCGACAUACCAGAGAACGCCUGUCGAGCCCUCCAACGUAGUUUGCGUUGGGCCUCUACCGGGCAACGUUUCUCUUUUGGAGCCCCAAGUAGUCGCCCCAUUGUUUUCGCAAGGGAAUACUCUUCUUCAAGUCCCCGACCUCGUAACUGAUCGCCGUCUCUCGACCGAUACCUUGGGAAGCAACUUCACCGAGUUCGAAGAGCAGCUCAUGGCGCAGCAAGAGUUGACGAGACAGACGAGUCUGCCCGAGACCCAGCGAAGGAGCCGAAGCGCGGAGCCUAGUUUUUCGCGGACCCAGGGCCGACUCGACGGUACGGAAUGGAUUCACGUCCCGCAGCCUGCCGAGCGGCGAUUCAGCUGGGAGGAGUAG